AUGACCCGGGGGCAUUUGUCUCGUGGUCAUGGCAGUCGUCAGCCGCAUCAUGCUUCCCAGAAGUCCAAAGGUAGAGGUCGAAGUCAAUCUACUAGGGCCCAAAGCUCGUUGUCCCCAUCAUUAUCUCCAAGUCCGCCACCCGCUCCAGAGCGAGUUCGUUCGCGCAAGCGCCGUCAUGAGGAGUCCGAGUCUCCGACGGAUGACUCGGAAGAUGACCAUAACCAUCUCACGAAAUCAUCCAUUAAAAAAGACACAGAUCCUAUCAAGUCAAAAGGCCGAAUCUUUGGCCGCAUGGGUGAGAUGUGGCGACCAUUCGCCAGUGUCCUAGACGAUGGUGUCGGCCGAGACGCCGAUGACGAUCCCCAGGCUUACACCACUAUCCAAAACAUCCACCAUGAGAUUUACCAGGAGCUAGUCAAAAUAGCUCCCGGUAUUCCCGACGAAAUUAAGCGUCUUGGAGCUCAAGGCUCUGUGAUCAUCAGCGCUAAGUUGGAAGUUGGUCGGCGUGGCUCCCGCAGUGAGGACAUAAAUUCCAUGAAGGACAAGAUUGGCCGGUGGCGCACCUUUGCACCACCUUACAAUCCAGACCAUCGAUCCAUGCUCGGUUUCAAGUAUCCUGACUGCGGAAAGCUUUUGUGCCCUGCAAGUUUGGACUGGAAUGAUUCAAGGCAUCAUACUGAAACUACCGGCAGUGUUCGAUCGAAUUUGCGCGACGGCAUUACGAAAGCGAGGCCCGACGAUUUCCCGCUAUUCCUUUACUCAGACGAGCAAGUCGAUACUGAGGAUCUUUUCCAUGGCUUCCUACGGAAUAUGAUUCUUGUUAAGGCUGGUGACGCUCACGGAUAUCUUCACGUCUUUCGCGGCCCAAGUACCGCGACGAAUUCAGUACGAUCAGGCACACGCAAAGGCAAUGCAGCCACUCACUCGAUUAAUAAGGUUUCUGUUCCUUCCAUAGCUUAUAUUGCCACACUGAUCCGUUUCGUCCUUUCCGAUCAACCGACGUUCAGCGCUGGAGGGACUUCUGGUCACUGGCCAUAUCGCACAUUCUAUCGCACACUUCUGGAGGUUGUCAGUAUCAUGGAUUCUCACGAGCGAGAGGAUCUGUUAAAUUGGUGGAACGACAAAAUCUAUGCUGACUUUGCGGACCUUGAGGAGGAAAACGAUGGCAUGUUGAGUAUGGCUGCUCGGAUGAAAGCCCAAGCUACUUCAGCGUCAUGGCCAAGGCCCAGGCCAAUGGCUGUCAACCGUGAAAAUCGUGACAAUGUGCUGGAAUCAGUUGGUACGAGCUAG
Messenger RNA from Suillus plorans, 1290 nucleotides. RefSeq lists its product as uncharacterized. The record is from RefSeq and is a predicted model, not a curated record. Bases 1 to 1290 code for a protein of 429 amino acids. NCBI's taxonomy places the organism in Eukaryota, Fungi, Basidiomycota, Agaricomycetes, Boletales, Suillaceae. The transcript has 8 exons.